Solanum stenotomum is the source of this 1855-nucleotide messenger RNA. RefSeq names its product probable magnesium transporter NIPA6. The transcript has 9 exons. Gene Ontology annotation, cellular component: membrane. The record is from RefSeq and is a predicted model, not a curated record. NCBI's taxonomy places the organism in Eukaryota, Viridiplantae, Streptophyta, Magnoliopsida, Solanales, Solanaceae. Gene Ontology annotation, molecular function: magnesium ion transmembrane transporter activity. Bases 504 to 1526 code for a protein of 340 amino acids. Gene Ontology annotation, biological process: magnesium ion transport.
UGCUGCCUGGUUGGUCAGGUCUUUCAUGGUGGUUAACCAUCAUCUCACGAUCAGCAAAUCUUCAAUUAAUCUCCAUUUUCAAGUCAGUGUGGCCCUCCAUCAUCAUCGUCAUCAUUCUACUGAAUCCAUAUUAAAACGAAGCUUCCGAAAACAACCACGAAUUUAGGGGAGACCGAGCUGCCAUUCCCUGAUGACUCUUAUCAAUUUCUCAGAUCUCCCCUUCAUAAACCCAUACAUACAUCUACUACUCCUUUUCUAGCCCCUCAAAGAUCUGUAUAUAGUUGAUUGGUUUUGUUCCGAAUCGGUAUCCAUUUACUAGCUUCAGUUUGCUGCCUCUUUUGUCUUUUUUGAGGUGAUAAUUGAGAUUUUGUUUUCGACUCUAUUUGGCGGGAAAUUGGAUUUGUCCUCAUCUUACAUUUUGGAAUUUUGAAUUCAAACAGGUCAUUAUCCUGAUCCCUUUAUAAGGAUUUCGUAUUAUUAUACCUGAAGAAGUAAGGAAGAGGAUGGUGAUUUCGGAUAACACCAGAGGGUUAAUUCUGGCAAUAUCAUCAAGCUUGUUUAUUGGAACGAGCUUUAUAUUGAAGAAGAAAGGUCUAAAGCGUGCUGCUGCUGCUGGCACUCGAGCAGGAGUUGGAGGCUAUGCUUAUUUGCUUGAACCACUUUGGUGGACAGGCAUGAUAUCAAUGAUCGUUGGGGAGGUGGCCAAUUUUGUGGCUUAUAUUUAUGCUCCAGCAGUUCUGGUGACCCCUCUUGGUGUUUUGAGUAUAAUUAUCAGUGCUAUUUUGGCGCACUUUCUGUUGAAAGAACGAUUGCAAAGAUUAGGUGUACUGGGAUGCAUUUCGUGCAUCGUGGGCUCAGUGGUUAUUGUUAUCCAUGCACCUCAGGAGAAUAUGCCAGCUUCUUUAGAAGAAAUCUGGAUUUUGGCAACUCAACCAGCAUUUUUGGCUUAUGUAGCUGCAACUUUAUCGAUGGUGCUAGCUUUGAUUUUGCAUUUUGAGCCUCGCUAUGGGCAGACAAAUAUACUGGUUUAUUUGGGAAUCUGUUCCUUAAUGGGUUCAUUCACGAUUGUCAGCAUAAAGGCUAUUGGAAUUGCAAUAAAACUUACUUUGGAAGGAAUUAGUCAAGUUGCUUAUCCUCCGACAUGGUUUUUUCUUUCUGUUGCAGUGAUAUGCGUCAUCACACAGCUAAAUUACCUUAAUAAGGCACUGGAUACAUUCAACACCGCAAUUGUUUCACCACUAUAUUAUGUAAUGUUCACCACAAUGACCAUAAUCGCAAGUGCAAUAAUGUUCAAGGACUGGGCAGGACAAAGUGCCAGCGACAUAAUUUCUGCGAUAUGUGGAUUUAUAACUGUACUUUCAGGAACAGUCAUGCUCCAUGUCACUAGAGAGCAGGAACCAGUUCCUUUGCCAGGAACUGUAACCUGGUACGAUGGGGAACAAAUAAAGGCUAUAGAGGAUGGACAUUACAUCCUGUUGCAUGAUUCAGAAUACUUAGACUCAUAUAGUGUCUCGACAAAGAAUUAGAGUGGUUGAUUGCAGAACUGGAGGUUCUAUCACAGCCCAUUCUUGAUUUGUGCAGUAGAGGAAAUGAGGUUCUCGAGUUCUCGUUUAAGCUGAUUGAUCUUGAGGUUCACAACUGCUUGGCAAUUUCUUCCUAUGUGCAUAAGGCUAGAGGGAGAGGUUUUGAUUUUUCAAGAUUUCUUGAGCAACAUGGGGAUACAUCUGGACAUGGUUUUCUUGCAAAUCUCUAAUUGUCUAAUUGCAGUCGGGGUUUGUACAUAUAUGGCUUCUUUCUAAUGUAAUUAUUCAUUAUUUUUUCAUAAUGAGAUAUAGCAUUUCAAGCAUAUGUUUUU